CUCCGCGUCACGGCUUUUCUCUCAUUCUGAGACAAACUCGGGAGAGAGCUCACGUCUUUUUCACCUAGCCACGCAAAAUGGUUUCUCAGGGCGUUCAGAUGAUCGGCAUAUCUUCGGCCACCGUCGGCUGGUUCAUGGUGAUUGUGACGUGUGCUUUGCCCAUGUGGAAGGUGACGGCCUUCGUAGGGGCCAACAUCAUUACGGCGCAGACCAUCUGGCAGGGAUUGUGGAUGAACUGCGUGGUGCAGAGUACGGGACAGAUGCAGUGCAAGGUGUACGACUCCAUGCUGGCGCUGGAGCGAGACCUGCAGGCCGCCCGCGCCAUGAUCAUCAUCUCCAUCCUGCUGGGCGUUUUCGGCGUCGCCAUGUCCGUCGCGGGCGGCAAGUGCACCAACUGCAUCCGGGAGGAAGUUCCCAAAGCCCGGGCGUGCAUCUUGGCCGGCGCACUCUUCCUGGCGUCCGGCCUUUUGUGCCUGAUUCCCGUGUCGUGGUCGGCCAACGCCAUCGUCAGCAACUUCUACAACCCACUGGUCAUCCCGGCCCAGCGCUUCGACCUCUCAGUCAUGGGGAGAAUUGGCAAGGAGACGGCGGGUCAGGUCAUCGGCUUCAUCGGUCUGGUGGGGGUGGCGGUCACCACCGGCAUCCCCAUGUGGAGGGUGACCACCUUCAUCGGCGCCAACAUCGUGACGGGCCAGAUCGUGUGGGACGGCCUGUGGAUGAACUGCGUCAUGCAGAGCACCGGCCAAAUGCAGUGUCGCCUCAGCGAAUCUGUUAUAACGUUAACCCCUGAUCUCCAAGCGGCGCGAGCGCUAGUCAUCAUCUCGCUGGUUUUUGGAUUCAUCGGCUUCAUGGUCACGUUCAUCGGCGCCAAAUGCACCAGCUGCCUCCAGCAAGACGCCUCCAAGGCCAGAGUGGUGAUCAUCGGUGGGGUUUUGCUCAUCAUCGCUGCCGUUUUAGUCCUCAUUCCGGUCACCUGGUCGGCGACCAUCACCAUCACCGACUUUCAGAACCCGUUGACCGUCGACACGCAGAGACGAGAGAUAGGAGCGUCUAUCUACAUCGGUUGGGCGUCCACCGCCCUCCUCCUGGUAGGGGGGAUCAUCCUCACCACUUCCUGUCCACCGCAGACGCCCAUGUACCCUUACGCCGCCUACCCGUAUGCUAACGGUUCCACCUACGCGCCGGUUUACGCGCCGCCAUCCAGCCAGCCGUACACGCCGAGCGGGUCGUACUAUCCCGCCAAACCGUACGCGGCGCCAUCCGGAUACUCGCCGAGACAGUACAUUUGAAAGGACUGAAUGGAACUGCAUUCAAAUUCACGGAUAAUGUGCUAUGGUAGUUAGUAAAGCAGUAAAACGUGAACGUUCACUGCCAGAGCUAGCGGUUGAAAAUGAUUGGACCGUGAUUGUUUCGUCAGCAUGCGUGUUUGCACCGGAGUUUAACAUUGUUGAGAAUUAACUCCUUUUUUUUUUAGGUUUAAUUGCGCUGAUUUUUUGUAAAUAACUCAAUGUGUUAAUAAAUAAUGAAAAAAUACUAU
Molecule: messenger RNA, 1537 nt
Organism: Corythoichthys intestinalis (scribbled pipefish)
Lineage: Eukaryota; Metazoa; Chordata; Actinopteri; Syngnathiformes; Syngnathidae
Product: claudin-3-like
Exons: 3
Coding region: 78-1289 (403 amino acids)
Biological process (GO): cell adhesion; bicellular tight junction assembly
Cellular component (GO): plasma membrane; bicellular tight junction
Molecular function (GO): structural molecule activity
Source: RefSeq, a predicted model, not a curated record